Aspergillus mulundensis is the source of this 1716-nucleotide messenger RNA. RefSeq lists its product as uncharacterized. The record is from RefSeq and is a predicted model, not a curated record. The coding region runs from base 1 to 1716 and encodes 571 amino acids. The transcript has 6 exons. NCBI's taxonomy places the organism in Eukaryota, Fungi, Ascomycota, Eurotiomycetes, Eurotiales, Aspergillaceae.
AUGAGCCGAACGCCGUUUUUCUCUCUGGGUCGUUGGUCACUGCCCCGGGCUGAGCGUGCGAGUAUUGGACCUUCGCAACCACGUCAGGGUUUAGCUCUAAUUGAGACACCAAUUGACGAGAAAGAUGGCGUUCCUCCACACCUCUACCGCCGUUCGGAUGCAACUCCAAUUGAAUUGUUCUUCGAUCUUUUCUUCGUUGCGAACCUAUCUACCUUCACAGCUACACAUGAGAUUAACAAUGUAGAAGCUCUGGGAGCCUACAUUGGCUUCCUCGGCGUGAUCUGGUUUACUUGGCUCCAAGUAAUGAUGUUCGAUAUACGUUUUGCCCGAGACUCGCUAUUCGAACGCAUCUGCAAAGCCAUGCAACUGGGGAUCAUGGUUGGACUUGCUUCUGCAGGGACGAGGAUUACCACGCGUGUCCGCCCCGAGAACGUUUGGGCCUUUCAAUCACUGAGUCUUAUGCUUGGUGGAAGCAGACUCCUUCUGUCGAUACAGUAUAUUGUCAGUAUCAUCUUUAUCCGCAAGCGCAUGAGUAGUGCCGCCAAAGGACUAUGCAUCAUCGCCACAACAUUGCUCGUUUCGAGUUUGGUACAUUUCGGAAUGUAUUUUGCCUUCGGCGAAGACUCGGCGCAUUCCUAUAUUUGGACUGUUUGGUUUGUGCUAUUUUGGAUCGAGAUGUGGGCAGUGAUCGCGACCUCUUGCAUUGCCCCAGGUAUUGGAUUUCAAGAAACUCCCCUGAAUGUCCGCAUGGGUCUUCUUACUUUGAUUAUCAUUGGUGAAGGAGUCAUCUCCGUUACGAGACUUGUCAACAAAACUGUGCGGCCUGGCUGCUGGACCAAAUGGUCGUUUGUCCAUAUCUUAGGAGUCACCACUAACGUCUAUUUCAUCUGGCAAGAAUACUUCGACCUCACCCCGACACGCGCCAUGAGUACAUUUGCGCAGCAAAUCUGGGCCCAGCUGCACUUUCCGUUCCACGUGGCGCUCGUUCUUCUUCUGGAGGGGUCACAAAUCCUCGCCUUGACCCUGGAUAUCACCCUGAAGCUGCAGUACCUUACGGAAACGAUCCUGUUUGCAUGCGAAGAACCGCGACCGGAUCCCCGAUUGGCCAUCAAGCUGCUUUGCCAGACAAUAGACGAUAUGGAAAUCGAGUACAGCCGGGGAGCGACUGGUGAGCAGAGGGCAAUCUAUGACAUAUUGAAUGAUCUUCCAAAUCAUGACAUGUGUCCCGUCAACGGAACAAUUGGAUUCACACUCACCAGGAAUAUGUUCAAUGACUUGGUGGGAAAUGUGACAUCUGCUCUCUUCUCUACUAUGAGGAUUGUGCCACCACGUAGCGCACAUGUCAGCACUAUGAAUAGCUCGCAGCUACUGAGGAUGUAUGUUGAGCUCUUGAGUUUUGUCUAUGUGUACUUUUUCAUUGUCGCCUCAGUUGCGAUGUUACUUUUCGCUGCCUUCGGGCUUCUAGCUCGACGCCACGACAAACCGCUGGCGAUGGCAAUCGGGGUGGCGGUUCGGAUCAUCUCUGGCGUCUUCCUUGCAAGCCUUACCGUCUUCGCGAAGCAUUUUGAGCUUGCGUAUUCGUUCAUGAAGUCUCCGACCAUACUAUACGCAUUUACGUUUGUUUUAUUGGGAGUGCUUUUGGUUGACCGACUUCUGGACCAUUUCGCUGGACAGCCAAGCAGCAAGAAUCCGGCACGACGCAGGAAAGCGAGGUAG